Molecule: messenger RNA, 1135 nt
Organism: Suillus plorans
Lineage: Eukaryota; Fungi; Basidiomycota; Agaricomycetes; Boletales; Suillaceae
Product: carbon-nitrogen hydrolase
Exons: 11
Coding region: 1-909 (302 amino acids)
Biological process (GO): L-glutamine metabolic process; oxaloacetate metabolic process
Cellular component (GO): mitochondrion
Molecular function (GO): omega-amidase activity
Source: RefSeq, a predicted model, not a curated record
AUGACUUCAGUCGCUCCUCCUGUCUUCAAGCCAUUCACCCUCACGCUUAUCCAACUUGGUUCUAUCGGCUCUGACAAGGCAGCCAAUCUUCACCAUGCUCGCGAGAUGAUCAUGAAGGCAGCAAAGAGCAAUUCAGACAAGAGGCCUCAAGUUGUUGUAUUGCCGGAAUGUUUCAACUCACCGUACGGCUUUGUUCACUUCCCCGCGUAUGCCGAGAGCAUUAGCUACACUGCUGGCAAGGAGUAUGAUAUUCAAGCGAGUGUAAGCGAAAGUGUGAAGAUGCUGUCUUCUGCUGCGAAGGAGGCGGGAAUCUGGCUCAUCGGAGGUUCGAUACCCGAGAGAGAUGUGGAGACGAACAACAUCUACAACACCUGCACUGUGUAUUCUCCGACAGGUGCACUUGUUGCAUCACAUCGCAAGGUUCACCUAUUUGACAUCGAUAUCCCUGGGAAGAUAAAAUUCAAGGAGAGCGAAACGUUGACAGGAGGAACGACGGCGAACUAUUUUGACACUGAAUUUGCACGUAUUGGGCUCGGUUUAUGCUACGACGUCAGGUUCCCGGAACUAGCGAUGAUUGCGGCACGACGAGGUUGUCAUGCCAUGGUUUAUCCUGGGGCAUUUAACCUCACCACUGGACCUUUGCAUUGGGAACUGCUUCAACGAGCUCGGGCCAAUGAUAACCAGGUUUUCUUUUCCAUGUGCAGUCCAGCACGGGAUAUGACCGCUGGGUACCAUUCAUGGGGGCACUCGAUGGUCGUUGACCCAUAUGGCCAUGUACUUGCGGAGGCUGAUGAGAACGAGACGAUUCUGCAUGUCGAUAUCGAUCCUGAACCAUUCCACGAGGUAAGAGCUGGAAUACCAGUCACAAAACAGCGUCGCUUUGAUGUCUAUCCCGACGUGAGCGCUUGAUAAGGUAUGGAGAACAUAGGGCAACAAUGUAGCUAUGUAGUCUUUCGAUAAUCGACAAUAUCUUUCGAAAAAGGGGGAUCGUUGAAGCAUGACUCGUGAUUCUUUGACUACAACCCUAGUAGAAGAACUUUAGAGGGUCCAGAUUAGUACUACUCAUCGAGCUGUGUCUACGAAGCUGUGUGAGCUGAUGGCAAGGUGGCAGUGAAAAAUGAUCGAAAAAGGACCG